This is a messenger RNA of Mycotypha africana, 1001 nucleotides long. RefSeq lists its product as uncharacterized. The record is from RefSeq and is a predicted model, not a curated record. NCBI's taxonomy places the organism in Eukaryota, Fungi, Mucoromycota, Mucoromycetes, Mucorales, Mycotyphaceae. The coding region runs from base 305 to 826 and encodes 173 amino acids. The transcript has a single exon.
GUUGUAAAAACGUUUUGUACGGCUUUAGUGUAAUUUUUGCAGUUUUUCAACAAAAUGAAGAGCAGAGAUAUUAGAUAGACAGUUUGAAAGUAUCCACAGAUUCCAUGCAGGGUAAAGAAACUGUUGGUAUAGCAAUAUCGCAAGUGCACUUCCUUUAAAGUGGACUCCAUGUUCCAACAAGCGCUCGAUUUUCUUAACGCGUGCUGCUUUGAUCACGGAUAUUAGCUGUGCUACAUUAUUCCAAUUGUUGCGAUAGUAUUACUUCUUACUGGUUAGUAAUUAUGAUGGCUAACUUAUCAUACCAAUGCAGCCAUCAAACAAAGUUACAGUUCAUCGGCUACUCGUGUCAACUGUCAUUUCUCCAGUUAGAAACGUAGGAGCUAAGAUAGUAAGUAAACGUGGGACUUCCAGUAGAAAGCUUGGCACUGAUCUAUUUACUUUUGCAGAAAAUCACAAUAAUCGACGCAAGCUACUAAUAAACGGCAAACAGCUUCUGGGAUUCAUCUUCAAAAUUCCAAAUAAACAUAUGAUAUACCUUAUCAAUACGCUUGGAGCAAAAACGGAAAAUAAGCGUAUGAACAAUACUAAAAGAAUCAACUUUUGUAGACUAGCCAAACGAGAAGAUCUUGUAACUAUUCGUAUGAAGAAAUUGAAUUUUCUCAGUACGCAGAUGAACUUUACCUUGCUUUUUUCCAUUAUAGUGUUGUGCCAAACUUCAACAAUGAAGGCUGUAGAGCAUGAACGCGAUAUGCUUCGUCACUUUUACAAGAUGACUAGGCCACUGUCAAAACGCUGGGUUCAAGGAAUGAAUAUCCCAACGAUUUAAGAUCCAGCUUUCUCGUUGUAUAGCGGCACAUCCAAGUAAAAUGUAUGCACAACUGUUUGCUUAACCUCAGAAUUGGAUUCAUCAACUACGACAGCGAUACAAAGCUGCAUAGGCUAUGCAGACGAUGAAUAAUUUAUUCGCUUGUUAAGGAAUCCGCCGGUGGGGCUAUUAUUUA